Molecule: messenger RNA, 906 nt
Organism: Hydatigera taeniaeformis
Lineage: Eukaryota; Metazoa; Platyhelminthes; Cestoda; Cyclophyllidea; Taeniidae
Source: the annotation of a GenBank genome assembly
AUGGAAAUUUUUUUGUUCUGGCUUCUCCCCUCUCUGUUUUCAACCUCUGCGGAGGUGAACGCGAAACCCUUGGGUGUUGUUGUUUGGCACGGCAUGGGGGAUUCUGGUUUCGGCAGUGGCGUCAAGCGUCUGUGUCGGAUGAUAAUGGAUGAGAUACCGGGGACCUACGUUCUCGAUGUUAAAAUCGGUUCUUCUGGUUUUUUUGACCGCUUGAACUCCUUCUUCAUGCCCGUGAACAAACAGCUAAAUAUCGUUUGCGAAAUGAUCCACUCCGAUCCCAACCUCUCCGGUGGUUUCCACCUGAUUGGAUUCUCACAGGGUGGCCUUUUUGUUCGUGCCUUGGCGCAGCGAUGCCCUCCUCCGAAGCUCGGAUCAGUUAUAUCGAUCGGCGGACCACAGCAAGGUGUCUUCGGUGUACCCUUCUGUCCCAACGCCACUAGCGUACCUUUCUGCAAUUCCUUCCUCAAAGGGCUCUCCCGGGCGGCCUACACCGCUUUUAUCCAGUCACACUUUGUUCAAGCUCAGUAUUGGCAUGAUCCAUACAAUGAAACCCUAUACAGAGAAAAGAGCCAAUUCCUUGCUGAAAUAAAUCAGGAAAAGGUGCAGAAUCAGACGUACAAGAACAAUCUGCUAAGGGCAUCCAAUUUGGUUUUGGUCCGAUUCAUGCAUGAUGUAACCGUCAUUCCUGGGGCUUCAGAGUGGUUUGGGUUCUACCGUUCGGAUAAGCCUGAAGAUGUCUACGACAUUAAGGAAAGCAAGCAAUAUAAAACGGACAGCCUCGGUUUGAAGACAUUAGAUGAACAAGGACGCCUUCACCUUAUUCCACUCCCGGGAUACCACCUUCAGUUCUCUGAUGAGUGGUUUCGCAAGGUCAUUAUCAGGCAGUUCCUCAAAAACCAAGCCUAG